GAAAGUGUGCUAUUUGCGACAAGCCCUCUCUGGUUACGAGAAAACAAACUUUGGCCUGGUCAAUCGACUAAUUUCCUCGACCGUCUCAACACAAUGGUAACGGACCGCAAAAGGCCGACUAAAAAACGUUAGAGAUAGUCACCAAACACUUAAUGAGAUUCCAACAGAUUCCGAAAAGUGCAACAGCCCCAGAAGACCAGACCCGUCGGGACAGAGACGACCGCCGUUUAAGGUGACAGCUUGAUUAAAAUUUCGUACAUUUUUCAGCCGCACACUAAAAAGUGAGAGUCGCGUCUGCCUCGAAGACGCUCUCAGAGAAAUUAUAACAGAGCUUGAGCUUGAGCCGGAGACGGAGAUGGAGACGGAGACUUAACCACGAGUAUGCAUAAAAAUACUGGUUUUUGCUCUUGCCUUAAAAGAUACAUAUGGUAUGGUGUGUGAGCGAAUGCGAAUGGUCGAGGCGUGGAUACCCUGAAAGGCGAGACGUACACAGCGUGCACUCUUUUAACCGCCGUUAAGAUGUGUCCCCCUUGGCAGUGUAUAAACAAGAAACUGUCGCCCCAAAAGAGUCUUUAGCCAAGGCGGUAUCGCCAUCGGCUGGGGCCCGUCUCUGACUAUUGGAUCUGUCGAUAGCCAGCGCUCGAUGGUCCGCUCGGAGCUUGGCAUGCGCAGGCGCUACCGUUUUCUUGGCCAGUUGUAUUUUGGCUAUUAGCACGUACGGAGCUGCGCCCGCGCCUUGAGUCCGAAUCGAAGACCGAGCCAAGUGUGAAAAGCAUAUAAACGCAAUAUAGAAACUAAAAGUUAAUUGAAGUUGGUGUUUAACACACUUUCGUCGGUUGUUUUGCACGAGAGCGAAAGUUGCGUGCCCCCAGUGGAGUGGAGUACACCCAAAAGAACCCAAAAAAAAACCAGCUAUAAAACACGAGAGACAAUACGGAAAGACAAAAGCGGGUCAGCAGUAACCUUCAAUUCGAUUCCGAUUCCGAUUCCGUUUCCUGAUCUCAAGAUGCCUGCCGCCAGCUCCCAUCCCCGCUUGUUCUUCUACCUGCUGUGCGCCGCCUCGCUCUUCGCCGUCUCCAAAUCGGACACCGGUAGUACAAAGAACUCCUAUUUCACGUCCUAUUUCUACUAUCUAGCCAUUAACUUUAUUAAUCCGUUUGCAAUGCCGAUAUUCUAUCGCUUUGUAAAUGUUUUGCCGCUGCAGGCCCCGGCCGACGAUCUAGCCUACGACGCUGCUCUACAAUUGGGCCUACUCAACCACCGUCUCAACCUGCUCGCCCACGAAGAGGAGUCGCGGCAACUCAGUUUGCCGAAUAUAACGCUGAACAAUCUCGUGAAUCGCAUACCCUGUAGCUGUGACACUGGACUGUGCAAAUGCUGUGCGGGUUUCCUCGCGGUGAUCGGCAUGAACAGCUGCACGGAAGUGGCCUACCGUCCGGAUGAGUUCUCCUUUGAGCUGCGCAUGCGCGUUAACAACAACAUUUGGUUCCGUCGAAAGGUUUCCGGACAGAAUCCGCCGCCGUUCUGCUUCAGGCCGCCACGGUUCAACUUUGCCCGGGCCUGCAUACAGUUCCAUGACAUUUGGUUUGUGGGCCGCAACAUGCACGUCUGCAUGUACAUGUCCGGCGAGUUCCAGGGCUUCGAAUUGUUCGAGAGGAACUUUGAUUGUCUUCUGUUCGGCGAUCACGGCGUCAAGAUCGUCCCGCCAGAGCAGAGCUAUCCCUCGAGACCCAACGGGGUGGACAUCGACGAGGGAGAUGACGAGAUUGAAGACUACGAUGAGAACGUUGUCCGCAGCUUAGCGGAAAAGAUGAUGGGCUGACCAGCGCGCCCCGACUAAAUGUCUUUUUUUUUAUUUAUUUACACAAAUUCCCACACUAGCAACUAAUAAAAUAGAACUGCAAAAGACCCUCAAG
Drosophila miranda is the source of this 1916-nucleotide messenger RNA. RefSeq lists its product as uncharacterized. Bases 1007 to 1822 code for a protein of 271 amino acids. The record is from RefSeq and is a predicted model, not a curated record. Lineage: Eukaryota; Metazoa; Arthropoda; Insecta; Diptera; Drosophilidae. The transcript is spliced from 4 exons.